CGCGGUGGCGUCAGCGGUGGGCGUGUUCCGACGUGGUGACGACAGCGGAGACUCGCGUGGAAGAGGAGGAGGCGGCAGCGGACGGCGGGCACGUGUGGCCGGCGGUGUUAGUGGAGUGGAGCAGAGCCCGGGGCUGAGCGGCGCCACUGCGGCAGCGUCCCGCAAUGGUUCUAAGAUUCCGAAAUGUGUUUCCGUAUACCCUCCCUGGAGUGUUGGCCCUACUUGGCUGGUGGUGGUUCAUCACCCGAAAGAAAAGCAAUAAGAAGCCACUUAUUGAUGCACCAGAACAAAACGCCAAGGUUGGAGAAGAGAAACGUGCAACUGUGGAAGAUGGUAAGAAUGAUAUAAUGCCGGUUGCCAAGAAACAUAACCAGAAUGAAAACACAGCCAAGUUGCAAGCAGUGCCUACAUUACAAGCCGAAGCAUUGGGGAAAGCGGAUGUUGCUGGCAAUUUGUUAGAUACCAGUGAAGAAAAUGCUCAAAAGUUGAUCCUGGACUCGUCCCCAUCCCAUGAAGCUCUCUUCAUGCCCAAUGUGCAAGGACCCAUUCAGGUAUCACCCAAAGUUGAGAAGGAUGGUUACCUUCAUCAAAUGGUGGAUAAAGUUAGCAUUGAUUCUUUGGAGGCCCGGCAACCUUCCGUUUGCAAUGUGGUCGCAUGUUCUCCUUUUUCUGUUGCAAAGUCAUCCGAUAAUCUGGAUGCCAAAGGUAAACUUGACAAAACUUUACCAAAAAUCAUUACAACCCCUUCUAUGGAAUGUAAACAGCUGGUGUCUGACCACCACACCAUGGAAAGGCCUGAACCAGAAGGUGAAAAUUCGGGAAAUACAACAGAGCCCCCAUGCUUCAACUCUGUGCUCAAUGGCGUUGGUAUCGGCCCCUAUUUAAUUCCAACUGGUCUUCGCCAAGAAUCUGAGCAAGGAAGCAAAUUACAUAAAGAAACGUGCUUCGCAGAUGAUGGCUUAUCCACUGAAUCAAUUGACAGACGAGUUCAUUUGGACAAGAUUGAAGAGGCGGCUGCUGGUUUGAUCUCUGAGGUAAUAAUGGCAGCUAAAGAGGAAUUGUGUUCUUCACGGCUAGAUCCGUGUGCAGAAGUCGAGCGCACAACAGGAGCGGAAAGUAACAAGCUGACAAAUUCUGCUGCUGACACUACAGUAUUGCCUGUGGCUGGAGAUGUGCAGAAAGUUUGUGUUGAGGUGAAGGAGGGCAAUGAAGUGGAGUGUGUUGCUAAUGACGUAGAAGUAACACAGAGUACGGUCCCAAAGGAGAAGGCAUUCAAAGACUUGAGCCAAGACGUCGCUAAAGAUGAAGAGCAGAGCCAUUCUGCAGAGCUAACAAGUACCAAAGGAUCCAGGAACGCUUUUGAAGAUAAUCCAGUAGUAGAAGACCCCGGUUGCCACUUGGAAGAAGGAGCUGCUGGGGAUUAUCUACCCCAAACUGAUGUGGAUUUAUGCAAGCUGGAAAACCAUGAGGGCUUGUUAAGUAACAGCCAGGUGACCAAUGUUCAGAGUGAAAUGACCUCCAAAGAGAAGCUAAGGGCAAAGUUAUUGUCAAAUGAAUCAAUUGUGAAAGGAAAUGUUUCGAAGGAUUGUGUUAAAGUUGCAUCUGGGAACACAAGUUGUGUGUGCACAGAGGAGCUGCAGCCCAAUACAUUUAGUGAGAAGUCUUCAGAAGACUUGAACAUUGUGGCAGAGGAUUCGGGUUGCAGUGUCUGCUACUCGGAAGAUGGAGCCGGAGGAGAGGAUUUGCCACGCAGCUUACUCGAAAGCACACUAGACAGUAAGAAAGAGGACACACUAAAUGACUCUGCAGCUGGAGGAGAUUCCUUGGAACAAGAUCCAAAACAUGGACCUAAACCUCUACAAGAUGACACUGAAUUGAUGCAUACUAAUGGAGGUCAAGUGGAAGGCACUAAUGGGCCUGGCCACAUGCUGCUCGAAAUGGAUUUUGAUCAUUCUGGAGGUUCUGAUGUAAAUAGCAUGGAUUCGAGUGACAGUGGCUGUACUGCGGGUGGUGCAGAAGGUCAAAACAGAGAUGGCGUUGCUCCAAGCACGACAAAAGGCAAAGCUGAGUUUACCAUCUGGGAGGUACAGGUGCCAAAGCAUCUAGUUGGACGGUUAAUUGGCAAGCAAGGGCGGUAUGUGAGUUUCUUGAAGCAGACCUCUGGUGCCAAGAUUUACAUAUCCACAUUGCCUUACACGCAAGAUUUCCAGAUCUGCCAUAUAGAAGGUAAUCAACAACAGGUGGACAAAGCACUGAACCUGAUUGGAAAGAAGUUUAAAGAGUUGGAUCUCACAAAUCUAUAUGCUGCACCUCCUUCACUGUCUCUACCAGCAUUGCCCAUAACAUCAUGGCUCAUGCUUCCAGAUGGCGUGACGGUCGACGUGCUGGUGGUGAAUAUCGUCAAUGCAGGACACAUGUUUGUGCAGCAGCACACGCAUCCAACAUGCCACGUACUACGCAACAUGGAUCAACAAAUGUUUCUUCUUUACUCGCAGCCAGGAAUCCCCACGCUAACUCCUCCCUUGGAAGUUGGUAUAAUCUGUGCAGCUCCAGCGGGAGAAGGUGCCUGGUGGAGGGCACAGGUUGUUGCCUUUUUUGAAGAAACGAAUGAAGUUGAAAUCCGUUACGUUGACUACGGUGGCUAUGAACGAGUUAAAAUCGAAGCGUUACGACAAAUCAGGUCUGACUUUGUGUCACUCCCUUUCCAAGGGACUGAAGUCUUGCUGGAUAAUAUAAUGCCCCUCCCAGAUGAGGACCAGUUCUCAGAAGAAGCGAACGCCGCAAUGGAUGAAAUGACACGUGGUGCAGCAUUACUUGCCCAGGUAACGGGUUAUGAUAACAGCGGAAUGCCUCUCAUACACUUGUGGAGCCUAGCCGGUGAUAAGGUCUUGUUCUUGAAUCAAAUCCUGGUGGAAAAAGGACAUGCGCAAUGGAUGGAGAACUACUAGUCUGCAGAUGAAGGCCAUUUUUCUAAACUCAUUUUGCACUGCAUUGUAAUUCAAUCAUUUGCUCGCUGUGCAGAUGUGUAUAUAAGUCAUUGUAUUAAUAUUUUGUAAGAUCUCACAGUACAUAAAGGGAACUUUUUCAAAAUUAUGGAAUCUAUAUAGGUAAGUGAUUGUCACGCGGUUAUGUCUUGUCUGAUUAAUUUGAUAUUUAAAAGAAACCUUGUCAUUGUACAGAAUAGGUUUACUAGAUUACUUGAAUGGAAUGAUAUUGUGAUCAAUGAAUUCUUUGCUACUUGGUUGUACAGACCUGUAAAAAGUACCCAAAAAAACUGACAGAAUUCAGCUUGUGUGGUGUUGUUUUUUUUAAAUUAUAGCUUGGAGCUUCUCA
Messenger RNA from Leucoraja erinaceus (little skate), 3333 nucleotides. RefSeq names its product A kinase (PRKA) anchor protein 1b (gene akap1b). The transcript has 11 exons. Gene Ontology annotation, molecular function: RNA binding. The coding region runs from base 165 to 2948 and encodes 927 amino acids. Lineage: Eukaryota; Metazoa; Chordata; Chondrichthyes; Rajiformes; Rajidae. The record is from RefSeq and is a predicted model, not a curated record.